GAUUAUUCUAAUUCCACCGGCUUCGAGCCGAAGCGGCGAAACCGCCAUAGCCAUUUAAAAAAGCUUCUCUCUGUGUCUCUCUCGUGCUCUCGAUCGAGAAUGGCUCGUCAAUCCAUAAGGCGUUUUCUCCAGAACAUGCGUCUCGCUAAUGAUGUGUUGAAGGGACAGGAGUCCCCUAGAAGUUUAGUGUUUGCUGUGCUUAGUAGACAUCGGUCGCAAGUUUCGAAGGCCGAGGAGCUCGAACCCGAUGAGGCGAAGAAGAAUGGGGGUCGAGUUUCUCCGGAGUCCGAAGUGCAGAGGAAGAUGCUUCAUGGUUCUGGGAUGAGCAGGCAUAGCUCUGACGAUGAGGAUUUGGGCGAUAGUAAAUGGAAAAUCGAACUAGCUUGGCUCCCGAAGGCUUUGGAGCCGGCGCUGCAGAUGUGCAGGUGGGCUUUGCCGACAGGAAACGGAGGUCAAGGCGUAAGCUGUUCGCCACCAACUGCUAGGUCUGUUUCGGAGAUCAUUGCAAGCAUCCAAAGGAGUAAAAUGGGAGUCCAAGACUGGAGCCUAGGUGAUCUUACUGUGGGCUUGUAUCUUAUUUAUCUUCGUCAAUCAUCUGCAAAUCCUUUCGAGGAUAUAAAUGGCAUUUUGAUAUCUUCUGAUGCGAUAGUCCAAGAUCUCAUGUAUCACAUUGAAUUGGCAAAAGGUUGUUAUAAGGAUAGUGCUGCUGGUAUUGCCAGAAACAGCAUGCUUCGAGAAAGCGAUGUGUUGAAAUUUGUGAAGAACUCUAGCAUCUUGAGGCCUGGUUACUACAUAGGGAUCGAUUAUCGCAAGAAACUUGUAAUAUUGGGAAUUCGAGGUACACACUCUGUGUAUGACCUGAUCACUAAUGUUGCCUCUUCAAGCCAUGAAGAAGUCACAUUUGAGGGGUACUCAACCCAUUUCGGUACUGCUGAAGCUGCGCGUUGGUUUCUUGCUCAUGAGAUUGGAACCAUCAAGCAGUGCUUAGAUAAGCAUGAGGGGUUUAGGUUAAGGCUAGUUGGUCAUUCUCUUGGUGGUGCUAUAGCUUCUUUACUUGCAAUAAUGCUGCGCAAGAAAUCAAAAACGGAGUUGGGCUUCAGUCCAGAACUUGUUUCUGCUGUUGGAUAUGCAACACCGCCUUGUGUUUCCAGAGAACUAGCUGAAAGCUGCUCUGAUUUUGUAACAAAUGUCGUUAUGCAGGAUGACAUAGUACCAAGAUUAAGUGUCGCUUCAUUGACAAGACUGAGAAAUGAGAUUCUUCAGACUGACUGGACUAGUACAAUCGAAAAGGAAGACUGGAAAAGUAUCAUUGACCUGGUUUCCAAUGCAAAACAGGUUGUCUCUUCAGUACAAGAUGUGGCAAGGAAACUUGCUGAUUAUGCCAAAUUCAGGACUAACAAAGAAAAAUUGGAUCCAUCCAUCCGACAGGAAUCCGCUAUUGUUCCUAAAGUUCCCCCCAAGUCCAAACCCACAGCAAAGGGUGAUGCUGUUAUGGAGAAGGAGCAAACAAUGCCUGAGGAGUUAUUUGUGCCAGGUACUGUGUAUUACCUGAAGAGAAAUAUGGACAGCAACUCAAAUACUAGGAUUGAGUACUUCACUCUAUGGAGACGGCAUCCUGGGGAUCAUUUUCAGAGGAUAGUGCUCUCCAGCAAUUUAAUUUCGGACCACAAAUGUGACAGCCAUUAUUGCGCAUUAAGAGAUGUACUCAAAGGUUUGCCAGCAUCAAAUAUUGAUGACGUCUUAUUCCAAUAAUGAUGCUGCGGAAGUCCCAUCUUCUUUGAGGUUUAUCAGCAUGUAACCCCCCACAUUCUUGUAUACCCCUAACAAAAGGAGCUCCCACAUCAGAAUUUGAGUCGAUCUCAGGUUUGUGAUCAUAUGUGUUUCUUCACUGUCUGGGACAAAAGUGCUCGUGUUCUAUACCAGCGUGGUUGUGCUAGUGAGGAUGGAUGCGGUUGAAUUGAUCAUAAGCACGGUGCUCUUGCAAGAAGUCACACUUUGAUGUGGGCCUCUUGCUUACUGGCGGACAGGUAAAUUGUCAAUGUAGCAUGUUUAGUGUACUUUAUGGGUAGUGAACAUAAUUUAUGUUCACAGCACCAGUGAACGUAUUGUACAUAGUCUGUCUCACUCAACGUCGUGUUGUUGCUGCUAAUAUUUGGGUUGCGGGUGUGAUCUUCUAUUAAUUGUCUGUCAGUUAAAAUAUCCGGACUCUAUGUAAACAUCAGCUGGCAGUACAGAGAAUGUAUCCACAUAUUCAACAAGAGAAAAUUGGUUACACAAUAAAUUUUACUUUUACUAUCUGAUAUCUUUGUUGGUUAGAACCACUGGAUUUUAAUUUGUUCUUAUACCCAUGUUAGUGCAAUAUUGAUAUUGUCGCUCUGCAUACGUCCCCAGUGGAAAAUAUAUGAAAUACACUCGAUAUUGAGAAAUAUCGAAGCGGGAUUAUAUAAAUUCAGAGUCUCCACGGUGAGUACUUUUGUGCUAAUAUGGUUGUCAUGGACACCUAGAGCAUAUAUUGUUUAGUCAGGCUUAUUGCUAAGCAUGGCCUUUUGUUCGCAUCAUUGUAAUUAGGCUAAUGCCAGGUCAUUUUGAUGAGUUUUUAUCCUGUUCUUAGGUUUAGAAGUAUAUGAGAAUAUUAACUGAAAAAGACGAAUACAUUUGAAUCAGGGAAAGCUAGGAGCGAAGUAACAUAGAAGACUGUGCAACCGAAAACAUUGCUCGCCAAAUCAAGGG
Molecule: messenger RNA, 2730 nt
Organism: Rhodamnia argentea
Lineage: Eukaryota; Viridiplantae; Streptophyta; Magnoliopsida; Myrtales; Myrtaceae
Exons: 8
Coding region: 100-1752 (550 amino acids)
Biological process (GO): lipid metabolic process
Source: RefSeq, a predicted model, not a curated record